Messenger RNA from Racocetra persica, 347 nucleotides. The record is from the annotation of a GenBank genome assembly. NCBI's taxonomy places the organism in Eukaryota, Fungi, Glomeromycota, Glomeromycetes, Diversisporales, Gigasporaceae.
AAAUUGAUCCGAAUACCUGGAAUGUGUUGCAGUUCGAUACAAAUAUUAAUACCCAAUAUACUGAAAUAGAUGAUGACAGUGAAAAAAACUUUAAUUUAGAGAUUUCUAACCAAAUUGACAAUUGCAACAAUGAUCACGAUUGUCAGGAUAUUGUAGCUGUUAGAUUAUUUAUUGAUAAUCCUGAAUUACAAAAACCUGUAGCUGAAUCAGUUGCAAGUAGCUUUCUUAAGUUCUAUUUUUGUCAAAAAGACGCUAAUGGUCACGAUAAAGAUGAGCUCAAACUAUCUGUAAAAAGAGAUCCUAAAAAUAAGAAGAAAAGUCGAUUGGUGUCAGGAGAAACUAUUUAG